Messenger RNA from Wallemia ichthyophaga EXF-994, 1989 nucleotides. RefSeq lists its product as uncharacterized. Lineage: Eukaryota; Fungi; Basidiomycota; Wallemiomycetes; Wallemiales; Wallemiaceae. The transcript has 3 exons. Gene Ontology annotation, molecular function: hydrolase activity; DNA binding; ATP binding. The record is from RefSeq and is a predicted model, not a curated record. Bases 1 to 1989 code for a protein of 662 amino acids.
AUGCUUGAGACUGCUUAUUUCAACACACCCAACAUACCAUUUGAGAUGCGAUACCCGCAAGCACUUAGAAUGGCAUUGAAAUUGUCUUUGCCCUGUAAAAUACACACACGCUCACUCAGCGCUAGCGUAAUUCCUGAGAAAUUCACACUGCGCCCGUAUCAAGAAGCAGCCAUUGCAUCUGUAAUGGACGCGCUAAACAGGCCAAAGCAUCCCAAAAGCAGGCUAGGCGUAUCCUCUCCCACUGGAUCAGGCAAGACUAGAAUGUUUGUCGAGCUGGCGAGAAGACUGAGUGAGAGUAAGCCCGGCAAGGUGCUCGUCAUCGUCAACGGCAUCGAAUUGGCCAGUCAGGCCUACGACGCGUUCGUUUCAGGCUGGCCUUCUGCAAGCGUCGAAAUGGACCAAAGUGCCAGCGUUGCGACGGGCGAUGCUGACGUCACCAUUGCUACAUUCCAGACGCUCAUCAGACCAGGGAGAAUGUCCAAGUAUGACCCAGCGGAUUUCAAGUUGCUACUCGUUGACGAGGCUCACCACGCAGCUGCACGCUCGUAUGUUGAUAUACUCGCACAUUUCGAUCCAAGUAUACACGGUGAGCAGGAUUCGGUUACUGGAUCUAAGGUUCCAAUUGUUGGAUUUUCCGCUACAUUCUCUAGACAUGACAGUCUUGCACUUGGCAAGGUAUUUGAAGAGAUUGUGUUUCAUAAGGACUUCCUAGAUAUGAUUAAAGAGCGCUGGCUGUCGAAUGUCACCUUCACUACCGUCAAAACAGACAUUGAUCUCUCUCAAGUCAAAAUAUCGGAGCGAACAAACGAUUACACUGUCACUUCACUAUCACCGAUACUCAAUACUCCCUCUGUGAGGAGAGUAGUGCUCGCUGCAUACCUCGACAAGUGCUCUGACCGUCGAUCGACGUUGAUUUUUUGUGCUGAUCUCAAACACGUCCACAACCUUACUGCUGAUUUUCGCGACGCUGGAAUAGACGCUCGCUUCAUACACUCCGGUACACCUCCCAAAGAACGGGUGAAAAUCUUGAGGGACUUCAAAGAAUACAGAUAUCCAGUUCUCCUCAAUUGCGCUGUUCUCACUGAGGGUGCAGAUAUACCCAACAUUGACUGCAUUUUGUUGUGUAGACCGACACGCUCAAGAAAUUUGUUUAGUCAGAUGAUAGGUAGGGGUAUGAGAGUCGCGCAAGGUAAAACAGAGUGUAAAAUACUCGAUGUGGCCGCAUCUUUGGACAAAGUCGGUGAUAUAAGCGCUGCGCCUUCACUUGAAGGUCUGGAUAUGACUGAGUUUGACCGUGUCGAUUCUAAGGCAGUCGAAGGUGAUGUGAAAAACGAUCUCUCCGAACAUCCUCUCUUCAAGGAGGAGAACGAGCAGAACAUAGUACCACAUGCGGACUAUAUCACUUUCACCGACUUCGACGAUCCGCGUGCGCUUUUUGAGUCGCUCAAAAACAAGCACUCGGAUAAUGUGUACAAUCAGUCCCAAAACGCCUGGGUGGAUUGCCGGGGUGGUUUUUAUGUCCUCAGUUGUCAGCAGGCGGGAGAUUUGCGCAUCGAGCACACAGGCGAGGGAAAGUACACGGCGUCGCACAAGCCAACAAAUGUACCACUCCAAGAUGCCAAAAGAGUAGGUUUGGCGCCGUUCAGAAGACCAAUCACACUGGUGCACGACGUCGACUUCAAGCUGGCUAUUAGAGCGAGCGAUAAGCUAGCGACUGAGAAGCUGAUGCGCGGGAAAGCAGCGCUUAUACGUCGAGACGCACCGUGGAGAAGGGCACCGGCAACUAAGUCGCAGCUGGAUGCUCUCACGAAGCGCUUGAAAGGCGGUUUCAAUACAGACUUGCUGAAGGGUGAAGCAGCGGAUAUGAUAACGAAGUUGAUGAAUGGGUACAAGAAGCGUGCUGAAAAACAACAGAAGCAGGCUUUGAAAGAGGUCAAGAUUUCAGAAAAGAAACGCAGGCAUUCCGUGCAAGUUGGACCUCUGGUUUAG